Molecule: messenger RNA, 4638 nt
Organism: Acanthocheilonema viteae
Lineage: Eukaryota; Metazoa; Nematoda; Chromadorea; Rhabditida; Onchocercidae
Source: the annotation of a GenBank genome assembly
AUGUUUCGACGGAAGAAAGGUCGAGGCAUAUCGGAAAUCAAGGAAAAUUCAAGCGAAUUGCCGGUGGAUAACUUUGAAUUUGUCCCCGCAACACCGUCUCCCGUAGAUGCACCAUCUGAAGUAUCAUCAACAAAAGAUUCAUUGGAAAAUGAUUACCCGAUAAUCGAUGAAAAGGAGUUUCGCCGAGCUCUUGAUCGAUGUUAUACACAGUCACAGAAUGGAAAUGCAUGUAAAUUAAGUAUUAGUAAAAUAACAGCACGAAAUGCGUUCGAAAAUUUAUUAGAAGAGUUGGGAGUUGAAAUGUGCACAAGUGGCAGUGAUGAAACAUCAGUAUAUCUAGCAAACAGUUUUUAUGAUCUCGUAAAGAAAUUGGAUGCAUAUUGCAAGGAUGACAGUCAAAGAGCAACUUUCUUCGAUCUUUUCGAAGAAGAAAUUGUUGAAGAGCCCAAACUCAAGAUGUAUUUAUCACCUUCCGUUACUGAAGCGGGAUAUGUGGAUACAUUUAUUCGAGCUCUGCUAAUAUCAAGUUCAUCGCAGGCUUUCACAUUCAAUUUGAUUCUUAAAAAGAUUGAAGCUUAUGCGAAAAGCGUUGCUGAUGAUUGCAUGAAAAGUGACUACCUUGCACUUGCAUGUAUCGCACAGUUUCGUUAUUUGGAUACUAUAUAUGACUGUGAACGGAUCUUCAAUUCAAUUUUUGAUUGUGAUUUGGAGAAUUGGCGUUGUGCUCCACGUGACGCUUUGAUACAAGUUCUACCAGAAAUUCUAUCUAGUCCAAUCGUUCAGCAAGAUGCUGCAAACAAUUUGCAACAAAUGUUUCUGAGAACAGUUCGUGACAAUUUGCCAUCCUUCCGAGUCAGUAUCCUCCAAACACUACUUUUACUUCGCACUGAUGAACAAACGACAAAUAGUAUUCGUGGAAUCAUGUUGCAAAAUAUAAUGAAACUGAACAUGGAAGUUUUGCCAGAACUGGUGGCAUAUUGCUUGGACAGUAUUCACAAAAAUGAGAAAUUUGCCUUCCGGAACAUUCUCUGCAGUCUUAGAGCACAUUUGCAAAUAGAAAAUCUAGAAAGUACGGAAACAGGAACAGGAAAGAAGACAGUUGGCCAGGUAUUAAUGGAAAUCUUCGAAAUAAUUUUAAAAAAAAUGAAAACUAAUGACGGACGUUACUGGAAAGAUGUAGUAGUUAUGUUGACCACCGAAAAACAAGAACAAAGUGAUGAGAAUGAAAGAGGUACUAUUACUGGAGAAGAUCUUGUUUCAGUCGCAAAAAAGAUACCGGUUCUUUUCGAUGUUUUAUUUUAUUUUGCUUUAAUGGAUGUGAAUAAUUGGAGUCAUACAGUCUACAGUAUCUUCAAACAACAGAUUUUAUGCAAUCAGCACUUUCAAUUGGAACAACUUGUUACGUUGGCUUUUGAAUACACCGAGUAUAUCACACACUUUUUCCGCCCAAUCUGUGGUUUUUUCGAAAAUUUGAUGUGGUCUUCGGCACCAAUUUAUAUACAGUUUGGAGCUCAUGGAUACAAAACUCUGUUUGUAAAACUUCCAUCAGAACAAUCCGUGAUUUUUAAUCACAUUAUUCAACACUUAAAUGGAACGGAAGAGGAGAUCAGCACAACGCUCUCAAUAUUGCAAAACAUCGCCGAAAAUCACAGUGGAGAAAUUGCGAAGUUCUUUUUUGUCCUCAGUAAAAAAAUACCAUGCUUGAUUAAUUUUUCAUUCGACAAUGUAUGCCGGUUUUUUAAUAUAUUGCUUUUGGUGGAACGAAUUGCCCAACAGUUACAGAUUACUGAAAAACACAAAGGAUUGGAUUUUGAAAUUGAGCAAAUGAUAUCCUCGUCUUCGACAAGAGAAAAAAUAUGGGGGAUUUUUGGUGUAUUGAUGCAAUUGCAACAAUAUCUAAUGAAUAGCAGAUUAAACGCCAAUGAUCGUGAAAGCUUGCUCAAACAAAAAUUGGCCUUGCUGGAUGAACGAACAAAAUAUAGUAUUUAUUUGCGCACAUGUUUCUAUCAGCACUUUGCGAAGAUUCUGAAUACCAGUACUGGAGUUGAACACAGCGCUAUUCUGGUUGUCUGGGCGGAAAGACUAUGUGUGGAAUUCAGACAAAAUUAUCUAAAGAAAUUUGAACAGAAUUGUAUACAAUGUCGCUUGGAAGAUGAACGCUAUAGCAACUCAUUGCAUAAAGAGUGGCUUUGUUUAAGCAAACUUGUGAAAUAUUCCUCGAAAAUAUCUGAUUCGGAAAAUCGAGUUUUUGAACCAAUUGCUCAUUUCCAACUUCUUUUAGCGCUUACCAAGUUGAAAUAUUUAUGGACCAACAAACAAAGCAAUGAUGGUUUUCUUAUGGAACUUCGCUUUAUAUUAGUUCAAAGUGAUGUUGCAGAAGCGAAUAUUUCAAUGGCUGAAGUCGAUUUAGAAACGAAAGAUAACCAGAGCAGAAUUACAAACUGUGACAUUUUUUUUUUCUGCAUUCAAUGGAUCCGUCUAAUGUUAAAUACAUUUGCUGUAAGCGAUAAUAAGAUAUAUGGAUCGGAUACGGAGGCUAUUCAUGCCAUAUUACGUAAAAGAUUUGCAUUAAUGAUGGAGUGCCAGAAAAGUUUGAAGUAUACCAUUCAAAAAAUCGGAGAGUAUAGAAUGCCAUGUGUGUUGGAUUUUGAACAAACCGAAUUAAUAGUUUUUUAUGAUAUUCCUAAGAAAUCAUCGUCUAUAAAAAGUUGGAAAAAUGCAGCCAAUAAUAGAAAAAGAAAUAAUGAAGAUGAAAAUGGAAUAAAAUAUACUGAUGACGCAGAAAGCAAGUCAAAUGAAACGAUGGAUAAGGAAAAUGGAGAAGAUUUACAGAGAGAUACUACUCGAGUUGGCGAAACGAAAACUGUCAAAAUUGAACAGUUUAGAUGUAUGAAAACUAAGAAUUUGGGUCGACAAAAACUAGUUGUCGAAUCUCAACUGUUGUCCUUUUUCUUGCCACUCAAUUUCGCUACCGUUAUUCAUUUGAUUGAAUUGUUGCCAAAAAAGAGGAAACAAACAGCGUUUUUAUUAGAAACUUUGGGCAAACUGUUGGAAGAACUUUUACCUAAAAAGAACAAGAAAAUAUCUCCUUUUUUGGUAGCCCGAAAAACUGCUACAGAAAAGGUUUUGGGAAGUGAUGGUUCAAAGAUCGUUUGGCAUUCAAUUCAAUCUGUUAUCCCAACUUUAUUUGUCAUUUUACAUGGUGCAGUGGAGUAUUUCAAAAAUCUUCUGGAUACAUCUGUCUUCCUCGAUUCUGCUAAACGCUCCUAUUACGCUGACAUGAGUGCUCUCAUGCACUCGUCACUAGUCCUUUUUUAUAACAUAUUUUCAUCCCAGGAUUUUAUGAAAACAUCCAGAGAUGAUUCAGUGGAAGAACAAAAGUCUCACCUUUCAAGAAUGAAACGUCGAAAAUUGCUCAUGGAAAAGUUAGAAAGAGCGAUGAUUGAUGUUGGAGUUGUUGAAGAUACACAGGGGGCAGAUGAGGCAGAGGAUGUUGUUUCGGGCUAUUUUAUAAGUAUUUCCGAGAUCGUCCCUACACUGAAUUGUGCUGUUUCUUUACUUCAGUUACUUUCCUGUGAUUUCAUUGACGCACGGCAAAAAUCCAAAGCUGCAAAAUCAGCGCUUGCGUAUUUGAAAAGAGAAUGGUUUGAUGUAGAGGAAAGACCGGUGAAAGGUGCAUUACUUAAUCAAGGGGUUGCGAGCAUUUUAAGGAUAUAUCUUUCAUUUCGGGAACAAACUGAGCGACUUUCUGCAAUCCAGUGGAUGCUAGCAAACAAAAUAUCUGAAUUAGUCCCAGAAGACGAGCGGCGUCGAAGUAAAAUAUCAUCCUUAGAGCCCUGUCGCGAUAAGGAUUUGGAUGAGACUGAAGGAUCUCUUUUUAUCUGUUUUAGCAAAGUUACUUUUGCUUCCGUUUACAAAAUUUUGUUCUGUUCACUGAAUGAAACUAUCAGGAAUGUUCUGUCGUUACAAGCGAUUGAAAAAGGCAAACUUCAGCACAAUAAAUGCUUUGCACUUUGGAAGAUUGCUGCUAGUAGUUUCUGCCUUUUAACCCUGCUAAUCCGUGUAAAGGAGUUACGAAAUGCUAGUGUGCUGUUAACUGCUGCACGUGAAGGGCGCUUAUUCUUGCAAAGUUUUGCUGUGAAAAGUUCCUUCAUAUACUUGUUAUCAGACGAAUCGAGGUUUGCGAGGUAUGGUGCAGAGGCAAAUGCAAUUUUGAAGACAGUACAGAUUGGUAAUCGUUCAUUACAGAAUAUGAGUGCUCAUGCAAAGAGCACUAAAUGUGCAUCAUUGCUGAAGUUGUUACCUAUGUUAAGGGCUACAUCGGAGCAAUUUAUUAGAGCAGUUCAUCAGCUCAUGAUUGGCGUCGACUGCGACAGCGCAUUUCAAAUUGGAUUGAAUUUGAAAAUCACACGGACAUGUGAACGAGAAAGUAGAACUGACUUUGCUACUCCUACAUUUGAGACUGUUUCACUUUCUGCAAAUUAUAUGGGUGAAGAAUUAAAAGACAUGGAAAUAGAAGAUGUUGGUGAUUCACAACAAAGACCAGUAACUGGCGAAGACGAAAACGAUGAAAUGGAGCUUGCAGAGGAGCAAAGCGAUGUAGAAAUGGAUUUGGACGAUGAUAGUCCAAUUUUUUAG